AUGGCAACGAGAAGGCUGCAAUUUGAUGAAGUAGGAAAGAAUAGAUGUGUUCCAGAGAUGAACGAAGAGGGUGUCACUGUUGAAGAGGCGACAAGAUGCAAUAUAGGGAUGCAACAGGUUGACACUCCAUGCUGCAACUUUGUCGAUAGUUUACUGGUUGGUGAAAAUCAAGGAAUCCAGGGGAAUGGUCAAGAAGGAUGUAGCAUAACUUUGUUCUCACCGCCUGCAACUGUUGACCCAUCAGUGAUUGUGACACCAGUCGAUGAGCAUAAAUACAGCCAUAAAGAAGACUUGGACCAAGCUUUGAUUCCUAGAAUGGGUAUGUGCUUCAAAACAGAGGAUGAAGCACAUAAAUUCUACUGUAAAUAUGUUGAGAAGGCAGGUUUCCAGCCAAAGAAGGCUAACAAAACAGAUUAUACUAGGUACUUAAGGUGCAAUAAUUAUGGAAUAGGUAAAUACUACAAGGGGAACGAGGCAAAACGCGUCAGGGGCAAGACAACAAAGAAGACAUCAUGCCUGGCAUUCAUCAAGCUAAAGUUUAGACGCGACAAAGAAAAUAGUGAAGAAUUUGUAGAGAUUACAGAUGUCAGACUGAACCAUAACCACGUGUUGCUCCCAAAACCUACAGAAACAAAACAGAUGAGGGCGCACAAACCAAGAUUCAGCAAUGAAGCAUCAAUCAAGGAGUUUCUAGGGAUAACUCACAAAAUAUGCAGGUGGCAUGUAGUCAACAAGCUAUCAGCGAACCGGAAUGAAUUGUAUAGCAUGUAUGAGAAAGAAGACUUCAAGGAAAAAUUUAAUUCUGUGCUAAACCAUCCACUAACACGAGGAGAGUUCGAGGAGGCAUGGAAGGAACUAAUAACAGAAUUUAAACUAGAAGAAAAUAGUGCACUUCAGAGCCUUUAUGAUCAACGCAGCAGGUAUAUCCCAACGUAUUUCAAAGGUGAAUACUGUGGAAGAAUGGCUUCUACACAGCGCAGCGAGAGCACUAAUUUUAUUAUGAAGAAGUGUUUUGUGGGAAAGAAAACAGCAUUCCACCGGUUUGCGAAGCACGUGCUGAAUUUUGUACAUACAAGGAAGAUGAAGGAAUCUGCGGAGACUUACCAAGGAACGAGCAAGACGCUUAUGAAGAGCAAAUGGCAAUUCGGGAUACAAAUGGGAAGAAUUUACAAUAGAAAUGUGUUUAAAGACUUUGAGAAGAAAAUAGUAGACUGCACUGCAUAUAAGAUUGAGGACAAUACUGAAGCGGGAAGAAAUUGCUACCUAGUAUGUCACACAAACAAGACUGCGAAGAUAACAUGGGGGCAACACAAAUUUAAAGUACGGGCAGACAAAGAGAACGAUGAUUUCAGCUGCGAGUGCAGGGAGUGGGAACACACAGUCAUAAGGAUGUUGAAAUCAUACCAUGUAGACCUAUUUUGCGUGCAUCUGCUGCGGACCUUCAUUCACAUUCAAGUUGAUAAAAUACCUGUGAAGUACAUUUUUAAGCGAUACACCAAGUUUGCAAGAAAUGAAUUGGCAUUUAGCAGGGAAGACAAGCUUUUGACAGGAGCCGAUGGCAACACAACAAGCUAUAGAACAAAGUUGCUACUGACCAAGAGCACAAAAGUUGUGCAAGCAGACGUCCCGCAUGACAUUGGGCCAAAUUCAAAUGCAACAGGAAGGAAUACAACUGGACAGGAAACAUUUAGGCAAGAUGAUAGGGAGAGGGGGGGCCAGCAUGAUGUGUGGGGGCACGGAGAGGGUACACAGGGGAGCAGGCAAACAAAUAAUGCACUUGGCACAGUAAUUGACACAUGUCAUGAUCAUGUUGAUAGAGCAGCAGCAAAGGAGACGGGGAUUUCAAUGGAUCGACCACCUCAAGCAAAGACAAAGGUAUGUUGCAAGACAUCAUCAGAAAAGAAUGAAGUCACUCUUGGAGCACAAGGCGAGAAGAAGGGAAACAGAAGAUGCAGCGUUUGUCACCUCUAUUCAACACAUAACUCAGUGACAUGCCCAACGUUGGAAAAGAAUAAAGACUGCCUUGAAGCGAAAAAGAAUAAAAAGAGGGGCAGACCUGCAGGAGCAAAGAACAAGAAAAACAAGUCUGGUCAUGGAAAUGAUAGGAACAUGCAGGAGGAAAGGCUGAUGGAAAGGAGGCGGCUGUUGGAAGACCGUUCUUACAUAGAAAUUCGUGGGAAUUCAGAUGAUGAUGAUGAAAAUGUUGAUGAAGCUGACCUAGUUUGA
Messenger RNA from Miscanthus lutarioriparius, 2226 nucleotides. The record is from the annotation of a GenBank genome assembly. Lineage: Eukaryota; Viridiplantae; Streptophyta; Magnoliopsida; Poales; Poaceae.